UCACCAAUACUUCACUCAGUUCAGAGAUAUUUCCCAUUCUCAGUGAAAGCCAAGAACAAGAAAUGCUACUCUCUCUCAGGCAGGCUUUGCAUCUUCUACGCACUGUUGAAGGCUGGUUUAGCUGGAUCAAUAGCUAACCCACUUGUCUCUGGUGUGGACGGUGCAGGUGCUGAAUCAGGUGAUUUGGGAUUCUCUAAGUGGCUUGAGAACAAACAAGGGAAACCAGCAGACAAGGAAGCAGCUGACAAAAGGAAAUUGGUGAGCAAAUGGCAUCCUACAACGAAGGGAACACUUAAAAGGAACUACAGGGUGCCUUCCAAAUCUGAAGGAAGACGCCUUCUUAAAGCAAUUGCAUCAUUACUAUCUGAUGAUGAUCAUUUUACUGAUGCCACUUCCCACAAGGGUUGUCAAAUUAGGAGAGAGACUGCUCAUGGCGAAAGUGUGUGCUGCAACAAUGUGAGGGUUUUGUUUGAUGAACUCCCAACCCCACAUCUGGUGGUGGAAAUCACAGCUUUUCCGGCAGGUCCUCUCACAGAAAAUGACUAUGUCAAGGCUGAGAAAUUAGAGAGAGCGCUUAGAUCUGGCCCUUCUGUCUGAAGUCUUCUUCAGAAACUUCUCCUUUUGUAUGUAUUCAAACUUCACUUGUACAUAAAAAUCAACAAGUUGGGAAUGUAACCUUCUGCUUUUUGCCAAUCUUACCACUUUUAAAGGCGACAGUGGUCAUCUAAAUGAGAUUAUUUUGCUUCAAUAUGA
Molecule: messenger RNA, 753 nt
Organism: Manihot esculenta (cassava)
Lineage: Eukaryota; Viridiplantae; Streptophyta; Magnoliopsida; Malpighiales; Euphorbiaceae
Exons: 5
Cellular component (GO): chloroplast envelope
Source: RefSeq, a predicted model, not a curated record